UCUGCCUUCAGCUUGCCCUUGAGGUUUUGGGUGAACAUGAUCAAAAAUCCCCAGUUUGUCUUCGACAUUCACAAGAACAGCAUCACGGAUGCCUGCUUAUCGGUGGUAGCACAAACCUUCAUGGACUCCUGUUCAACUUCAGAGCACCGUUUGGGCAAAGAUUCCCCAUCGAAUAAACUGCUUUACGCCAAGGAUAUUCCCAGCUACAAGAACUGGGUAGAAAGAUACUACUCAGAUAUCGGCAAGAUGCCAGCUAUCAGCGACCAGGAUAUGAAUGCUUAUCUAGCGGAGCAAUCGCGCAUGCACAUGAACGAGUUCAACACUAUGAGUGCGCUCUCCGAGAUCUACUCGUAUGUGGGCAAGUACAGCGAAGAG
Messenger RNA from Thamnophis sirtalis, 375 nucleotides. NCBI's taxonomy places the organism in Eukaryota, Metazoa, Chordata, Lepidosauria, Squamata, Natricidae. The record is from RefSeq and is a predicted model, not a curated record.